AUGGGGAUCAGGGAGGUUGUAGUUGGAAUUGUGGCGGUUUUCGAUGGACAUAACGGUGCUGAAGCUAGUGAGAUGGCGUCAAAACUUUUGAUGGAGUAUUUUGUUCUGCAUACUUAUUUUCUUCUUGAUGCAAUGUAUUCUGUUGUAUCAAAGACUUCCACAGGAAAAUUGCUUCACAGGCGAGACCAUGAUCACGGAAACUUAUUGCAUAGGUGGAAAGAGAUUUUAGGUUGGCAAUGGCAUGAACUGCAUUCUGAAAGGUUGCAGAAUGUAUUUUCUGCUAAUUUUGAUGAUUCUUUUCACUUGGAAAUUUUGAAGGAAGCAUUGUUGAGAGCAAUCCAUGAUAUUGAUGUAAGGUUUUCUGAGGAAGCCUCUAGAAAUAACAUUCAUUCAGGAUCUACAGCAACAGUUGUAUUGGUUGCAGAUGAUAAGUUUUUGGUUGCCAAUAUUGGGGAUUCUAAGGCUUUCUUGUGCUCUGAAAAUUUUCAGUCUCCUAAGGAAGCUAAAGCCUCCUUAUUAGAGCUAUAUAGGCAGACAGAGCGUGAUGGUUCUGUUUCUGUGUGGGAUCGUGAAAAUUCUAAAUUGGGGUGGUUUGCAAAGAUCAAUCCUGAUGCACCACUUGACAAAGUUUGUAUUCUCAGCUGUGGAAUAUGCACUGGUCUUGGUGCUACUAUCAAUGUUGCAAAGCCAAAACCUGGCUCUUCUGUUGCUAUCUUUGGACUUGGAGCUGUUGGUCUUGCUGCUGCUGAAGGGGCAAGGAUUUCUGGUGCAUCUAGAAUCAUUGGAGUUGAUUUAGUUUCCAGCCGAUUCGAAUUAGCUAAGAAGUUUGGAGUGAAUGAGUUCAUGAACCCGAAAGAUCACGACAAACCUGUACAGCAGGUUAUUGCUGAAAUUACGAAUGGAGGUGUAGAUCGUGCUGUUGAAUGUACCGGUAGCAUCCAAGCUAUGAUCUCAGCAUUUGAAUGUGUCCAUGAUGGUUGGGGUACUGCUGUACUUGUUGGAGUUCCAAGCAAAGAUGAUGCCUUCAAAACUCAUCCUAUGAAUUUCUUGAAUGAGAGGACUCUUAAGGGUACCUUCUAUGGCAACUACAAGCCCCGCACCGAUCUUCCCAAUGUUGUUGAGAAGUACAUGAAGGGGGAGCUGGAACUUGAGAAAUUCAUUACUCACACAGUACCAUUCUCAGAGAUCAACAAAGCUUUUGAUUACAUGCUGAAAGGGGAGUCUAUUAGGUGUAUCAUCAGAAUGGAGGAGUAAUGCUCUAAAACAUUGUUGAAACAGUCUCACUAGGGGACUGAGUUUUCUAUCUGGUUGUUGAAAAAAUAAAUAAUGGAAUUGUUGUAUAUUCCAUUUUGGUUUA
Lathyrus oleraceus (garden pea) is the source of this 1357-nucleotide messenger RNA. Its product is annotated as alcohol dehydrogenase 1-like. Gene Ontology annotation, cellular component: cytosol. The transcript is spliced from 10 exons. NCBI's taxonomy places the organism in Eukaryota, Viridiplantae, Streptophyta, Magnoliopsida, Fabales, Fabaceae. Gene Ontology annotation, molecular function: alcohol dehydrogenase (NAD+) activity; S-(hydroxymethyl)glutathione dehydrogenase [NAD(P)+] activity; zinc ion binding. Gene Ontology annotation, biological process: formaldehyde catabolic process. Bases 1 to 1254 code for a protein of 417 amino acids. The record is from RefSeq and is a predicted model, not a curated record.